Molecule: messenger RNA, 3231 nt
Organism: Calliphora vicina (urban bluebottle blowfly)
Lineage: Eukaryota; Metazoa; Arthropoda; Insecta; Diptera; Calliphoridae
Exons: 1
Coding region: 1-3231 (1076 amino acids)
Biological process (GO): proteolysis
Molecular function (GO): aspartic-type endopeptidase activity
Source: RefSeq, a predicted model, not a curated record
AUGGAAGUUUUAAGAAAAAAGCGCUCUCAAAUGAAAAGGUCAAUGACGCGAAUUUACAAUUUUGUCAACAGUCAUAAUGCAACACAUGAUGAAAUAAAGGUACGUAUAGUUGAACUUGAUAAUGUAUAUUCGAAAUACAAGGAUCUGCAGGAUGAGUUGGAUAUUUUAUGUGAAACUGAAGCUGAAACUAAUAUUGAAAAUGAGUACAGGGAUCAAAUCGAGGAUAUGUUUUUCGCAAUUAAGGCUAUUUGGUCUAGCCAAUCCCAAGCUAAUUUGGACAACACCGUAGUGGAAGGUGCUUCGGCUAGUACUCCGAAUAUUAUGCAUGAUUUAAGUACAUCAAUUCAGGCUAUAGUACAACAAAAAUCGACUACAACAUCAAUUCUUGAAUGUGUAUCAGCUACACUUUCAUCAGUGACAAAUAUGCAGUCGAACAAUGGUCAUUCUGAAUUGCGCAUACCACCUAUACAAAUUCCAGAUUUCGAUGGAGAUCUUUGCAACUGGUUAAGAUUUAGAGACUUAUUCAAGGCAAUGGUCCAUUCUAAGACCAACUUGUCUAAUGUUGAAAAAUUGGAAUACUUACAAACGAAAUUGAAGGGUGAAGCGUCAUCAAUUAUAAAACAUUUGCAACCAUCGAACGACAAUUAUGCUAUUGCUUGGAAUCUCAUAUUGGAAAACUACGAUAGACCAGAUUUGAUAGAGAAACAAUAUUUUGAUUUGCUUUUUAGACAAAAAUCUUUGAAGAAUGCUACGUAUACGGAAUUUAGGAAAUUUUACAAUAAUACAGUGGAAGUUUAUAAUGCGUUAAAAGUUGUAAAUGCUUCAAUUAAUUCAUGGGAUUCUAUUUUAUUAUACCAUAUUGAGGACAAACUUGAUUCUGAGACCAUUAUACUAUGGCGUAGAGAGAAAAAGGACAACGAACCUCAGACAUUCUCACAAUUAUUAAGGUUUUUAAAGAUACGCCUACUUGAACUUGAGGAAACUCAACCCAGUCCUUCUACAAGACAAAGACCGAUCAAGGCGAUAUCUGCUACUACACAAUCAUGUCCUUUAUGUGGUGAUAAUCAUUUAUUAUAUAAUUGUUCACAAUUUAAGGCCUUAAAUGUGAAUGAACGCAUAAAAGUGAUACGUACGUCGGGUUCAUGUAGAACAUGCAAUCUUAGACAUAACACUCUUCUGCAUAUCGAUACUCCACAACCUCAGGGUCGUCAGAAUAUGAACAACGCUUCAGUAAGCAUCAAUUCUAAUCAACGAAUACAACAACAAACCACAUUUUUGCCAACUGCUUUGAUAAUGGUCCGUGACAAGGACAAUGUAUGGCAGUCAUGCCGUGCGUUAAUUGAUUCGGGCGCACAGUCUACUCUGGUUUCAGAGGCUUGUGUCCAACGUUUACACUUGAAUCGUACGAACGACAAGACAUUAAUUUAUGGUGUGGGUGAUAGUAACACCAACUAUACAAGGGGACGAGUUCAGCUUGAAAUCUUUGCUCCAGGAACAAAAGGAACCAUCAUAGUUCAGACGUACUGUUUGUCAAACUUGACCCACUAUCUUCCGUCUCACACCGUCGACAAUAAUGAUCUACAGUUUUUCAACAACUUACAUCUAGGUGAUCCUGAAUACUUCAAGAAAAACAAAAUAGACAUAAUCAUAGGUGCUGACGUAUUUGCUCACUGCAUUUUGGAAGGUAAAGUUACUUAUCCAUCCGGAUCUCCAAUUGCUUUGAAUACCAUUUUUGGGUGGAUAAUAAUGGGAAAUGUCAAUGAAGUCCAGCAAUCAACAUUUGUUGCCCAUAUAUAUUCAGAUUUGGACAUGCAGUUACAAAAAUUUUGGGAUACUGAAGACUGUCAACAUCCGACCAAACACUUGAGUCAAGAAGAGGAAAUGGCUGAAAGACACUACACAGAGAAUGUUGAACGCCAGGAAGAUGGAAAAUACAUGGUCAGACUUCCCUUCAAAUCAAGUCCAGUUGAACUCGGCGAGUCUAAAUGUUCAGCAUUAAAAAGGCUGGAAUCAAUGGAACGUAGAUUUGCAAGGAACCCGGAACUUAAAGAGGAGUUUCAUAAGUUUAUGGAGGAAUACGAACGUCUUGAGCAUAUGCAGCUCGCCCCAAAUGGUGAAAAACAAGCGUACUAUAUGCCUCACCAUGCUGUGCUGAAGCCUUCAAGUACAACAACGAAAUUACGCGUGGUGUUCGAUGCAUCCUGUAAAACCUCGAACAACCUUUCCUUAAACGAUCAAUUGCUUGUUGGACCCACAGUCCAGAACGAUCUCUACACAAUAUUGCUUAAAUUUAGGAAAUUUGAAAUAGGAUUUACAGCGGACAUUGAAAAUAUGUAUCGACAGGUGACGAUACAUCCAGCGGAUAGACAAUUUCAAACAAUUUUAUGGCGAAAUUCUCCAGACGAGGCAACAAGGAAAUAUCAAUUGACAACUGUAACUUACGGAACUUCUGCAGCCCCAUUUUUGGCAACACGUACACUGCAACAAGUGGCCAUUGAUAAUUCUACAGAGUAUCCAACUGAAUCGCAUGAAAUCAUCAAUAAUUUCUAUGUCGAUGAUUACAUGUCCAGUUCACCAGAUUUGGAGUCAGCAAACUCUCUUCGUAUUACACUAUGUUCCAUAUUAUCCAAAUCAGGAUUUAACUUACGUAAGCGGUCGUCAAACUCCCAACAAUUUCGGGAAAACAUAGAACCUGUUGAUAGAGCAUUUUCAUCGGAUACAAUUAUUGAUUGUUCGGAAACUGUCAAAACUUUGGGCUUAUUGUGGAACACGACGACUGAUUGCUUCCAGUAUAGCGUUUCAUUAAUGGAAUCUUCUGAUAAGAUCACGAAACGUCAUGUUUUAUCGGAGAUUUCUAAAAUUUAUGACCCUAUUGGAUGGUUGGCCCCAAUGGUGAUACGACACAAGAUAUUUAUGCAGAAACUUUGGUUGAAAGGAAUUAAUUGGGACCAGGAACUUCCCAACGAGUUAAAGAAUGAAUGGUUGCGACUGAAACAGAAUAUUCAUCAAAUCAAGGAACUUCAAAUACCAAGAUGGCUUCAACUAAGUCCAGGUGAUCAGGUAGAACUCCAUGGUUUCUCCGACUCUUCAGAGCUAGCAUAUGCCGCUGCAAUUUAUAUUCAUGUUACAAAACAGGAUGGUUCAACUGCAACAUCCCUACUAACUGCAAAGACAAGGGUAGCAAAUCACACUACCCCGUUUGGAGCUAUGUGGAGCUCAGCUUAUGGUUAA